This is a messenger RNA of Botrytis deweyae, 5811 nucleotides long. RefSeq lists its product as uncharacterized. NCBI's taxonomy places the organism in Eukaryota, Fungi, Ascomycota, Leotiomycetes, Helotiales, Sclerotiniaceae. The transcript is spliced from 6 exons. Bases 1 to 5811 code for a protein of 1936 amino acids. The record is from RefSeq and is a predicted model, not a curated record.
AUGGGUAAAAGGGACGACAUAUGUUCCUUUCUUGGAUAUGAAAAGGAUAACCCUACGAAAGAUCGUCGGAAUCUGUUAAAAUCUACUUCUGCGUUUUUGGCCGAUUACGAAGCUCGCGGGAACAAGGUUUAUGGUAGAAAAGCCGAGUCUAUUGGAGGUCGGCUGUGUGCUGUGAAUUUUCUUGAAGAAGAAGGCAGAGGGGAGAGGUUCUGGCCGCCAGCAUCAGAUGGAAGCUUGGUUUACGAACAAGCUCGUGAUAAAGAAAUUAUCAUCGAUCAUGUAGCCGACCUAUUUCUCAUCCACGCAAGAUCCAACUAUAGCAAAUUGCAUGCGAAACGGAGGAGCCAAAAACACAAUGCUACCUCCCCACCAUCAAAUGUUAACAAUGAACAUAUUAGCAACAAACCCUCGGCUUUGAGUACACCUGAAGAAACGUACUUGGAAGACGAAGAGCCACAAUUUACUUAUAGUUCGUCUUUAAUGACCAUCAAGCCAGAAUUAUGCCUUACACCAUGGUUAGAUCCGCCAAAAAGAUUUGACCGUAACGUGGCUAUGCCGUGGGCAGAGCGCAUUGACCCCAAAAACCUUCCAGAUCCACCGAUUCGAUUGGGGAAGGAUUGGUUGUCACAGAAGAGUGUACAAUGGCCCAGUGCAGUUGAUAAGGAAAUCCAGUACUUUAUGCAUAGAUGGUUGUUUUACUACACAAAUGAAUUAGAGAAUGGCACAGAUGAUGGAAUUCAAAGUCUCGUGAGUCUCUUGAGGAAGAAAGAGGGUACAAGUGCGGAGCUCGACGGCACACAACUUCAAGAAUUCAGAAGGCGAAUUAUCGAUAGAGUGAGACAUUGGACAGAGACAUUCAUCAAUCAUCAGUUUGUCGAAUUACAAGCCGACGGCGUUCCUCAGAUGACCGCAAGAUUUCGCGCAAUAUGGACAACCCUAAAAUAUGACACACCUACUCCCCGCGUCAGUAAUCGAAGACGAAGUGUUGAAGAAGAAACGCCGCCAGAGACCCAUCGCAAGCGACGAAAACUUUCAAAGAAAUCUGAAGAAAAUGCGCUGGAUGGUAGUAGAUCAAAGAGAAAACCUUGGACCGAGAAUGCAUGGCGACGCAAGACAAUUCCACCUCCCGCGGACAUGACUUUCCCAAAUCUGAUAUCGAGAAAAAGCUCUAUUAUCGAUCCCGUGACGGUGGUGGUGACACCCCGGGCCAGUGUUAACGAGGAAGACAGUGAUGAAGAGAGGUUUCAAAAGUGUGAAGUACAUAAAGGGUCUGAGCAUACGAUACGAAACUCAAAAAUUUCCGUCGAGAUACCUUCACCUUACAAAGUUACAUCUAGCAAAGCUGAUGUAUUCAUCAAGAUGGAAGAGGAAUCUACUAUAGAGGUGUCACAGCUAGGGACGACGGUCAUCGAAGUAUCGGACGAUGAGCGAUCCAGCGAAGCAACAAAGUUAGUAGUACCUACUCAAGGGGCAGUCAUCAAAUCCCCAUCACCAAAUCCAGAUGAUACUAUGGCACUUGAGACAACGCCUCCACAUGUUCAGGACGGCAUGAAAGGGCCCGAAGCCAAGUUGAUUCUUUCACAUCAAUCUAGCAACACGUCAGAAGGUCGAAAUGUCUCACCACAGUCUGAAAUUUUAGAUGCCAUUAUCAUGCCAAACCAAUCAUCGAAAACAAUCGUAGAUGGUCCUCCAAUUGACAAAGCCGUCGAUGCACAAGCAGAAGUAAUUGACCCUCAUCAGUUAUCAACCCAGGUCGAGCAUUCGAGUCAACUUUUACAGACUACAAAUGAACCUUCAUCCCCGAAAGCCAAAGGAGAUCUAAAACUUCGCAUCGAAGUGAGCACUCAGCCGAUCGACCUUGACGAGAAAGAAUUUACAAAAGUGUCCACCCCAAAGGAAUUAAAUGAUUCGGUUGACGAGCCUCGAAGACCCGUCGCAAAGAACCAUCAAAUUUUAACUGAGGACGAGGAUCACAAUGUCUCUGUUUCUAUGACCCCACCAGAGAGUCAGUCAUCAGAAAAUCCGAGAAAAUAUGGCCCUUUCAACGACAUCAAGAUUUUGAACCAGCUUUUCUCGUCCAAUGGCUCCAGAACCACCGACACCCACCGACAGCGUGGUACUUCUAGCAUUUCACCAACAUCAAGCGCUGAUGCGGAUACACAUGAAAUGGAAAAGAAUUCCUUCCCGACAAACGCAAACCCGAAGCAUGUAUUGCCACGAGCCUCUUCAUCGAUCGAAUUUGUUCCAAAAGAAGGUCCUGAAGAACUCCCGAAUCAGAGCGAAUCACCUACAGUUAACAAAGCAUCCAUGGAGGGCUUGAGUACUUCGUCGCAAAGUCCAAAGACUUCCAAACCUCAAUCAGGUCAUUCUAUUUAUGCUUCCUCAUUAAAUGUUCUAGAAAGAAGCCAGAAAUCAUCGGAGAAGAAUGAUUCUAUUUUGACACGAACCCCCUUGCCUUCAGGUCCAUUGCCGUCUGAGACCGGUCAGGAAACAUCAACUCUAUUGCCUAUUAUCGAGCAAGCUACAAAGACCAUAUCUGAAAAUCCCAAGCCAAAUGUAUCAUCUCAAAUACCACCUCAGAAUCCUGUCCAGGAAACUCAAGCAGCCUCCCGUGAUUCAUUUGUUUCGGGUUUCCAACCUAUAAAUCGACCGAUAUCUAGUCUUUCUACGCAAUCUCCUCCUGCUCCCAUAUCUCAUAGUCUCCCGGGUGUAUAUAAGCCAUCGAUUGCACCACAAGAACCUCGAGAUCAACGAUACAGCCAGCAGACGAAGGAGAUGCCAAAACAGAGUGAAGCCAUAUUUUCGCAAAAUAUUGGACGGGAAAUUGGCAGAUCAUCAGAGCCCUCCUGGACCAGGAACGUCCAUCUUAACUCAUAUCCGGUGAACUCUCAGAAUGGAGUUUAUCCCAUGGCCUUUGUCAGUAAACCGACAGCAUCAAAAAACGACUUGUGGAUGCAAGAAACCUCCAGAAAAAGGCAGUUGGAGCGAACAGAUACCAAGCCUCGAAAAACAAAGUCAAGAAAGAAGUCAAUGCCAUGCGAAAAGCAGACUACGGUAUCUGGUACUGUUCAAUAUCCACUGGCUUCAUCAGCUCCCGCGACCCAAAAUGCGACACCUUCUGCGUUGCAAACACAAUCUCCGCGACAGCCUGAUUUUGACCAAGAGCGCUCUCCCAAGCCGCCGCAUCCAGAACUCAUCAGUCAUCUGAGAAUUAUGGACGAAAAGAUGGGUACUAAUUCCGGAGCAUCUUAUCAGCACCAUAUCAAGACAAUGAACUCUCCGAUAAUCUCAAAUCAGCCGCCGAAUAACCAUGGUCGGAAUCUAGAUCAAAAUAUGACGACCAACUACGAUGCCAGGCAAGAGCAGAAUAUCUUGAGCCCCCUAUUCUUGCAAGAACAGAUGCAUUCAAAGCGAAAGCGAUCGUCGGAGGAUUGGGGCAAUACGAAGAGUCCUGUGGGUAUGCAUCAUGCGACUUCUGUAGGGUCUCCAGCACAAUCCCAGCGAACUUCCAGCAUGUCGCAAAAACGACCGUCAAUCCCCGAAAACAUACAAAUCUCUCGCAUGGAGCAAGAGAGGUUUCAGCACGGUAUGCAACAAAAUAGAAGAUUGCCCAAUGCUGGGGAAAAUAAACUUGAUAGUCAGAAUGGCAAGCAGGAAGUGUCCAACCUUCCUAAACUUGACAUACAAAUUAAAAUCAACCCUGGGGCGAUUACAGCUCGGAAUCAAGUGCAGUUUAAGGAGAACGUUCAAACUAGAGCUGACAUUGAAACUCGUAAUCAGCGGCCAGAAUCUGCGAAUAUGGGUCAGUCCGAAUCAGUGCGUUUGCGCGAGACGGAAACGAGGCAUGGGACUCCUAUUAAUAGUGGAACGGGUCGUAAAACUUCCAAAAGCCUUUCACUAUUAAGUCCUCAGACAUCACAAUAUCUCAAGGACCUACCGGGGACGCAAGAUAGAGUUCAUAAUAAUGUGCAACAGUCAAGCCCAGCACAAAUCAACCAGCAUCUCAACCAACAGUCACAAGGGCCGAAGACUAACAGCCAAAUUCAAGCCAACUCCUCCUCUCCAGAACUGUAUCGAUCACAGGACCCAUGGUGGAACUCGUUAGCUACUGAUUAUAACAUCUCCACAAUUCCCAAACAGCCAUCAAGAUACGUCCCGCAAACUAAUACUAAUAUGUUACACAACCGCACGAUGAGCAACACCACUCCAGUCCCAACAGUCGCAAGUGCGUCACAGGUCCAAAUAGGAAGUCAAGAGCCUCUGCCUGAAACGAGACAAGUUGCACCCCAAGCAACAGAACGCCCGCAUUCCACAGGAAGUCAGGCCUCCAAAGUAUUUCACCAAAUACCGGAGAGCCAGCGCGCCAAGUACCCUUUGACAAAGCCAUCUAAUACAGAACAUUCACCGCCGCAAAGUUACUCUGUUAAUGAAAAUUCAACACAAUCGUCACAGGCCCACCAGUUUAAUCCAUCUGGUCAAAGUGCGCAAUUGCAAUUUGGUGUUCGACCGUCACCUUCUCAAAGUGAAAUCUCGAAGCAAGCUCCGAUUAAGUCGUCGAACGAAAGCACACCAUCACCAACCAAUCAGUCUCAUCAGCCUGUAACUCAACCUUUAAACCGACCUCUCACAUCUUCGAAAAGCCAAUACAAUAACAACGUGACCAGUCAGCCCCCCAAUACACAAACUUCCAACUUUCACCGUCAACUUCCCAACCAGCAUCCUGUUCAGCCCACUAUCAUCCAAAGUCCAGUGCCACAGCAUCAGUUUAUUAAUCGCCCCCCUGCUCAAUUCUCCCCUGUACAGGCGUCGUUUCCCCGGAACCAAUAUACUGGCCCGUCUCCAACACAACAAGCUUCCACAGCUCCGAGUUCUUACAAUACAGAGUAUGCUGGACAACAGAGAGCAAUUUCACAAUACCAGUAUCCAAAACGGCCACAGCAACCACAACAGCCAGCUGAGCCACAAAAUACUACGACGCACCCACAGAAGAAAAUUUACAACGAGCCGAAUCCUCAUGAUCAUACAAAAAGUAGAUUGAAUGGCGCGAGCCCUCAAACUAUAAUAGAAUUAGUUAGUGCAUCUCCAAUGCAGUCCCCAACAAUCCAGAUCCCUGCAUCUCAACCGUCAUUAGCAACUACGAUGUCUGCUAUACUAAACCCUAAGCUUCCACCGACGCCGCCAACACCAGCUAUCAUUCCUACUACUGGUUCAGAUUCCAUGUCAAAGUAUCCGCCUAGUACACAAUCUAAGUCUGAAACCCCUCUGCGACAACAAGCCUCGGCCAUUGUACCCACUCCCAAGUAUAAUAGCACUUCUCAUCAUUAUCAUCCAGCGACAUAUCCUCCACAACAGCAAACACCUAUUGUAAACCCUACGCCUAAAAUCGACACUGCCUCUCAAUACUCAAACCCCACUCAAUCCCUAGCUACGCCACAACAAACACCUACAACACCCCAAGGGGCGGGGCCGAAACUCGACUUCUAUCUCCAACGCUCCAGUUCCUUGAUUGACACUAGUAUAUCUUUCUCUUAUCAAUACAUGGAAUCACUCUCCUUAUCGAAUUUGUUCGCCUUUUUCUCUCAACGCUCCGGUAUAUCUCUAGAGAGAUUAGACGAUCUUACCUUCCGAUGCAUGUUUGGAGAGUAUCAACAAUUCGUGAUUGGAAAGAAUAUGGGGGACGGAGAAUGGAAGCGAGCGCGAAAGAGAAUUUGGAGGAACUGGGACAGAGAUGUUAAAUCUGCGAAACAAAAUGGAGAUGAUGAAGAUGAGGAAUUUUGGGAGGUUAACAUUUUGAUUGGGAGGUGUGCAUAG